Lolium perenne is the source of this 615-nucleotide messenger RNA. NCBI's taxonomy places the organism in Eukaryota, Viridiplantae, Streptophyta, Magnoliopsida, Poales, Poaceae. The record is from RefSeq and is a predicted model, not a curated record.
AUGGCGACUGAGAAGAUCAUGCUUGGGUCACCUGCUGAGGUUCUCGGCGAGGGACCGGCGAAGAAGCGUUGUGGAAGGCCGGCAAGGGUCGGCCACUUACAUGAGGAGGCAGGGCCGGACCACUUCCUCAAAAUCAUCUUGAAGCCCACCGUCGGUCGGCUCAUGAUCCCUACAGCUUUCGUCAAGUGGUUCAGAGUAAUUCCUUCCAACAUCAUCGUCACCACCAACACCGGAUGCAACUGGAGGAUGACUACGAGGAGAGAAGGCAAUGACGCAUUCAUCGACCAGGGAUGGACGGCCUUCGCCGUCGCCCAUCAGCUCAAGGUAGGCCAGUUCCUCACCUUCAGAAAGGUGUCCUCCUUGGAGUACAGUGUGGUCAUUUUCGACCACACCUGCACUGAGGUGGUGAGCAGUGUGUUGAACUAUGAUCCUGUCUGCCGUGUCCAGAACUAUGAUCGUGUCUAUAAAAUAUUGUGUCGUGAACUUGAGUCAUCUGUGAUCAGUGCUAAGUUCUCUGUCGUCUAUGAUUGUGUUCUUACUUGUGCUGUUAAUCGCUGGUGUUUCCAAGCUUUGGAUUAUUUCAAGGAUCUCUAUGAGAAAAAUCUUUCACGUUGA